Molecule: messenger RNA, 4011 nt
Organism: Lytechinus pictus (painted urchin)
Lineage: Eukaryota; Metazoa; Echinodermata; Echinoidea; Temnopleuroida; Toxopneustidae
Product: carbohydrate sulfotransferase 15-like
Exons: 7
Coding region: 26-1297 (423 amino acids)
Biological process (GO): hexose biosynthetic process
Molecular function (GO): N-acetylgalactosamine 4-sulfate 6-O-sulfotransferase activity
Source: RefSeq, a predicted model, not a curated record
UGCUCCUCUCCCAUAACAGAUUACAAUGAGGAAACUAACCUACACAAUUAUCGCCUUCCUAUUGGCAUGUGCAGUUACCAUUAAUAUUUAUAUAUUUUUGGCAUCGAAAAAGCAUCAAGCAAGACUCGAACUCGCCAAAGACAUUCGAUACAUCCGGAAGGAAUACAGCAAAACGGAAGAAGGAGAGCAGGAACCACUAGGCCGUGGAAGUAGUGCAGUGGUUCUAAACUCAGACGUGUCAAACCGUAAAACGUCAUUGUUCGGCAGUAUUAAUCCUGAUAUCAUCAGUAUGGCGCCAGAGGUCUUCAAAACAGUUCCUCGCCAGUUUCUGCCAGACUUCAAGAACCCGUGUUGGCGCGACGAACAAAAUAAACUAUUCUGCUUACCAUAUUUCUACGUUAUUGGACUGCACAAAUGCGGAACGACUGACCUGUGGUCUAAACUCAUCCGACACCCGGACGUUGUGGACACAGUCCGCAAGGAACCACACUGGUGGGGUAAACGGAGACACGGUUCCAUGGAUUAUACUCUGAUACCACCACACAAGAAAGAAGCUCGUCUGGUACGCGGUAUGUUAACAGAUGGUAAGGAUGAUUCUUCUUUCGAUUGGUAUCUCACCUGGUUCAAGAUGUUUGGAGUUGAUUCGGUGGAGUCGAAUCCCUCACGGAAGGUUUUCGGCGAUGCUUCGAUCAGCACUGCUUUCAGCAUGGGUAAAUCCUGGGGCUCUGAACAUAGGAACUAUACCAAUGCUGAUCUAAUCCACGCAAUCCAACCACAUGCUAAGAUAAUUCUUCUCACUAGAAACCCAACAGGAAGAUUCUUCUCCCAAUUCUUCUACAAAUCUGCGAAAAAACCUAAAACUCUGGCAGACUUACACAAGCAGGCUACGCUUCAAGUCAAAUGUUUCACGGCGUGUCUUCGAAGAUAUUCAGAACGACACUGCACUUUCACGAUGCCAUGUGGCUCAGCUAUGUCAACCAUUCACCUAGCAAUAGCCGAAGAGUGGAUGAGAGUGUUUGGUCGUGAGGGAGUGUAUGUUCUUAGAUUAGAGGAUUGGCAUAAAGAUAUGGCGGGCGAAUUUAAGAGGGUUCUACGAUUCUUAGAACUUCCUGCUCUCACUGAAGAAGAGAUCUCGCAGAUCACGAGACAAGAGUCUGCGAACGUGAAUGUUCGAACGGCCCACCUCACCAUGUGGAACAAAACCCGCGAUAUCCUACAAGACUUCUUCAAGCCUUUUAAUCAAAGAAUGGCCAAACUUAUGGAUGAUGACAGGUUUCUCCAGUACAACGAAUUAUGAAAGAGUGUGUGUUGUUUAUUAAAAGGGAUAAUCCGGGCUGAAGAAUUUAUAUCUAAAUAAAUAGAGUAAAAUUCACAGAGUAAAAUGCUGAAAAUUUCAUUAAAAUCGGAUAACAAAUAAUGAAGUUAUUGAAUUUUAAAGAUUUGCAUUAUUCCGGUGAAACAGUUCUAGGCAUGUCUUUAUGAAUAUCCAUUAGGUUGGCUGAUGGUGUCACAUCCUCACUUUCUAUGUUAUUACAUGAAAUCAUAAUUGUUUCAUUUUUUCAUAAAUGUGUAACAUUUAUGAUGUGUCUCCCUUAUGAUGAAAUAAGUUGCAGCAAAAAAUAACCAAUGCACAUAAUCAGUUGUCAAUUUAAUUGUUUUAGUUUUUGGUAUAAUUUUUUUGAAUAAACCUAAUUUCAUAUGAUAAAAUGCAAAUGAACAAGUGGGGAUAUGACAUCAUGUAGACAUGCCUAGAACUGUUUCACAGGAAUAAUGCAAAUCUUUAAAAUUCAAUAACUUUGUUAUUUGUAAUCCGAUUUUGAUCAAAUUUUCAGUAUUUUGCUUUGUGAAUCUUACUCUAUUUAUUGAGAUAUAACAUGUUCAGCCCGGAGCAUCCCUUUAACUGCAAAAGUAUAAUCAAAGAGUCCGUAGCCAACAUGUUUCAUUUUUGAGUAAAACCAUCGAUAUUUUGCUUCUUGGUAUCUGAUCAAAUCCGCCAUGAUACAACAGUCACACCAACUGGCGUACAGAUGUGGUGGGGUGGGGAUGGGGGCCAACCACCACCCCCCCCCCCCAAAAAAAAAAAAAAAAAAAAACACGUGAAGAAAAAGAACAGGGAAAAAGGGUGAAAUAUGAUAUUUUAUAAAUAUAAUUGUAAAAAUCUUAUCACAAAAUUAGCUUGACCUAUUAACAAUUCAGAAUAUUUCCAACACUUUCAAAAUAGGGAGAAAAGGAAAGAAAAGGAGAAGGCAAAGUGUACAAUAGGAUAUCAUUUUCUAAAUAAUUAUAUUGUCAAAAUCUAUAUCUCAAAAUAAGCUUUUCGUAUUAAAAAAGUUAUAAAUUUUUGCCCGCUCGAUCGCUCACUUUUUUUUAAAUUUGUUCCGUAUACCAUAAUUUUUGUCCUCUUCCAAACUGUUGGCUCCUUAUGUUACCGGUCACCCAAAGGAAAGCAAUCCCAGGGCAUGUAUACACAAAGAUUAGCGAUGAAUCAUAAUUUAUGAAGGAAUACUUCCGGUUGGUUCCUGGUCUGUAUUUUAAACCAAAUGCGCAUGUAACAUUAAUCUUAAUUGGUCAGUCCAUUUAGCGAUUGAUCGUUAAUCUUUGUGUUAUGGGGUCCAGAUCGACUUGGAUAACGUAAUAGCUUCUUGUUGGUAUAUUUAAAUACCAACAAGAAGCUAUGCCCAUCUCUUCUUUGUGUAGGCCUUAAAUGGCCAAAGAAGAUAUGGGCACAUUUUCAUUCAACUUCAUAGAUAGGUCAAUUCGGGAUUUUGAAUCUCAAAACUAUCAUAUAAGAGAAGGUUAUGAUUCUGCCAAUGAAAAUAUCAGACUUUAACUGGAUGUAAUUUAAUGUCAUAAAAAUAGAUGAUAGAAUUUCACAUUAUGGCCAGAUGCUCGUCCCCUUUCUUCCUUUUGAGAGUCAUGAUAAUGUCGUGUUGGGAUCAGUAAUUAUAAGAAGGGAAGCGUAAUAAGGAAACUUUGGAGAAAGUUAUACAGUUGAAAUCACUAGGUAUUUAAUCAUCAAUAUUCAGCUACAGUUCGAAGUACAUGAAGAUUCAGAUAUCAUAGGAGACGAUGAAUAUAAAAUAAUUUAGAAGUAUCAGAUUGAGAUUGUGAAGUUAAAUUAAUAUUCGAUGGACGUCUAAGUCUUGAAGUCAGUCAGUCUCUAUCUGGAUGAGUGUGGGUCUAGUAUUCUUCUGUAUUCUAUAUCCUCUAAUAAUCAAGAAGUCUUAUUUAUAUCAUUAGUUUUGGGGGGUGUAACAAUUUAAGGUGGGAGUGAUCUCUAAACUUGAUCUGAUUGGUCUACAGGUAACUGUCUAUCAAACUUUCUCUGGUAUAAGGGGUGUGGUGAUGCUCUGUGCAGGUGAUUGGGGCUGGAAGUGUGAGUCAUACUUCUUCCUUGAAGUUAGCUGACGUCACUGAGGGUUGGUCUUUUUAUGGUCAAGGUUUAGGAGUUAAAUGGUAUUGGGGGGUUGAGAAUUCUUAGAUGACAUUGGGGGAGUUUGUAAACAAGUGAAGGUGAAUGACUGAAAGGAUAACAGGAAGUUAAAUACAUACUACAUAACAAUAAACUGAUUGGGGUUGCUAUGUAUACUUUGAAAUAUAACUUGUGUAAGGGUAAAAAGUGAGAUUGAUGCAAUAAAUAUAUUUUUCUGAAAUUGAUAAGUAGAGGUAGAGUGAUAAUUGAGUUUAAUGAGGUAUGUUUUAAUGCCAUAAUAUUGCAAACAAAAAAACCAAUACAAUAAACCAGAUGAGAACCUGGAUAGAAUGGUGUAGCUGAUGAUCAGAACCCAUGCAGCGCCAAAGGACCAUUAUCAGCAAGUGCAUGCUAAAAUUAUACCGUAAUGCUUUUGAAAGUUAUUGUCAUUCCAGAUUUGUAAAACAUUGCUCUGUAUUUGAUUAUUGAUCAAGAACUUUGUUGAUUAUGUAUACGUAAUAUGUAUGAGUUUUAUACAGCCAUUAAAUACUUUUUUUAAUCGAUUAAUACAAAUCGAAUUUUGAGUAAUUAGAAAGUGA